ACUACGUAACUGUCAAGGUUGUUGUCGUAUUUCAUGUCGUAAAAAGUCUUCGUUUACCCUCAGUUCGUCACUUUUGUUUCGUGACUUAGAUGAGUAUGUCAAUAAACUGCUGAUAGCAACUAGAGAUGUUUGUAGGGUCACGUAUUUUAUGACUAUAUAAAUUUAGUUCGUAACGCAAAUGUAAGUGAGUUAAUUUCCUGGUGAAUGUCCUUUCAUAUAAGUUCAGAGCCUUAUUUCCUGCAAGCGAAAACGAUUUCCAGACAGCUUCAUCCUUCUUACGUAUUUUCUCUCCAGAGUGGCCGCUGUCAUGGCUAUCCAAUGAUUAUUUGAUAGUUACCUUGUUUAUUGUCUUGUAGCUUGUUCAAAACUGUUAAGAAUCCGUAUAGCUUGAAUAAGUUCUAGUGUCACGUUGAUACUUCAUAUAAGCUUCGGAAAGUCAAGGUAUCAUAACACGUAACAGAGUAUUUUUGUGUUUUUAUAUGUAAUUGGGCUGAUACAUCACCUUGGCAGUAUUUUUAAGGAAAAACAGGUUUGUUUGCAAUGCAUAGGCGGUAUAAAUAAAUCAGUCAGUCUUCAGUGUUAAGGAUCGUUGGCCAAGUGGCCUGUGUUAGUCCUAGCAGGUUAUGUGGGUGUGUGGAUUCAGUUUCUCUUUGGAAGUGUUCUUCGGAGUUGUUCCAGUAAUCGUUUCAGUUCGAAUGACGCUUGUUGUUAACACUACAGUUCACCCUUAUCUUAUUCCUGUGAUAUCUAGUACCAUCCAGUUGCUGAUACCGUCAGAAUAAAGUGCAAAAGUUCUCUACAAUGUAUCGAUUCAUUUAAGACUCAAGCUUUUAUGAAGCUGCGAAUCACUAGUCUAGGCACUCGACUAACAACCAAUGGGUUAAGUGCUGGAAUUUCACACUGUCACAAGAUAGGUGUGGCGCAUCGUCUACUGCAAAAGCGUUGACGUGGUUGCUGAGCUGCAUCCUAGCUAAUCAUUAUCCAUUCGGGUUUAGAUAGAAUCCUAUAUACGUCUCCCAGGUUGUGAAAUCAAAAUCUUAGUGCGAUAUAUUUGUUUUCUGACGUUAUCUAAUGACAAACUCAUUUUUCUGUGGUUGAAAAUGGUAUCUUAAACGUGUAUCACAUAACUAAAUACGUAUAACUACCUCUAAUGCUUUUUAAUACAGUGAGGAGUGGCUUAAAAUCUUAUUCUUACUGAUCUAUAUCUAGGGUGGUUGGUUCACUAAGUUAUCGGUAAGAACGCUAUUUAGCGCCACUCUACAGCCAUCUUUGCGUAUCGUUUAAUCAGUAUUUUUCUGGUCAAAGCAGAGAUAUGAGCUAUGCAAACUUUCGCUGCACACAGAGGUUUUAGUAGUUUCCUCUAGUUCCCAUGACGUUAGCAAUAUUUAUUAAACGAAUAUGAACCUCAUUGGGAAGCUUUGGGGAAUAUGGUAGAUCUUUUUGAGUGCCUUGAACUUAUUGAAUGUGACCACUAUGGGCUAAUGCGACAAAAUUGGACUUCGUAUUGACUUCGCUCAUCCCUUUCUUACCCUCGUACGUAGACGGUCAGUAACAGGUUUAUUAGGCUACUUAGUAGUAUAUUGGACAUAGCUUUCUCUACAGGAGCAGGUGAAUUCGAAGACAGAGAAGUGGAUAAACUAUUCCAUACACAUAAAUAUAAUUAUGUUUACUGAAGUGGAGGUUGAGAUUUAGUUGAGAACGGUUUUGUUUUCUUGCAUUUCUUAUCUCAGAUUUUUCCGCCUCAUAAGAAUGAUUUGAGCUUGAAUAAUGUGUGGGAAAAGCCCAAGUUUUACUUGUAUAUCUGCCUCGAAGGGUUUCCAACCGUAUGGUAGCUUUUGAUGUCACUUGGCAUCUUGAAUUGCAUUACUGAAGCAUAUUUACUCCUGGUAAACAUUCUACUACCUACUGUCUGGUGCGUAAUCAAUGCAUUUCUGUCGGCUUUGAAUGGCAAUGCUUAUUCAUGCUCAUAGGUUUCCCACUUUGCGAACAUUAUCAAAUCUUGUAUACGAUUAGUUGUUGCUUAAAUAGCUUGCUAGUGAAGGUUUUGCCUCUGAAACUGAGGGAUGUAGGCUUAUAUUGCUUAGGAAACGCUAAUUUCGUUGUUGGGUUCGAUUUCACCUAUCAGAUAUUCAUAAACAUACAUCCACGGCCAUAGUUUGGUCAGAAUUUUUAGAUUUCUUUGAUUAAAUGUGCCUUCUUCUGCGUUUUUACGGAAUUUUUCUGCGCGUAAUUACUUGAAAUUUCGUUACCAAUAAAUUCCUUCUUGUAUCUAUUCUACGAUCGACGUUUCUUAUCGCACAUCAAUGUGCCACAUAGGUGACAUGCCGUUCAUAGUAUAAUAUGUCUUCAAUAUACCGUACACUGGUUAGCUGUUGCUCACUAGUAGGUUGGGUAAUUUUUUAGGUGUUUAGGUAGGAAACCGUCUCACCAUUCGAGAUUGUUAUUAUUAUUAUUAUUAUUAUUUGUCCCUUGGGUUCCUAAUGGAACAUAAGGCUUCAGUAGCACGUCUCCAUUCCACUCUGUUCUCUGAAAUCUCUUGAACCUGGCUCCACGACAGCCCACAAGCUCUCAUUUCCUCUUCGCACGAUCUCCUCCAUGUCACCCUCGGAUGCCCAACUCGUCGCUUUCCAUCUGGGUUCCAUUCGAACGACUGGCCUGACGCGUGAUGUCCCCAGUCGGCCUUCUCAGUGUAUGCCCAAUCCAUCUCCACUUCCUUCUCCUGCAUAUUUGUUGAGCAAUAGGUUCUUGGUUGGUUCGUUGCCAACCAGCCAGAGUUCCUUGUUGCUUAUUCUUUCUGGCCAUCUGAUCUUCAGUAACGAGCCAGCGUAGACAGUUGUUGAUGAAUGUCUGUGGUUUGUUGGAAAUGCCUUUCGUAACGCGCCAAGUCAAUGUGCCAUACAGAAGCACUGACUUGACUGAGUUGGUGUUGAAAAUCCGGGUCUUGUUCCACAUACUGAGUGCAGAUCUCCUCACUGGUUUCAGGCUAAUGAACGCCUGUCUUGCUUUUCCGAUCCUGGCUGCUUUGACAUCCUCGUCUGUGCCGCCUGUAGUUGAAACGGUGGUGCCUAGAGAUAGGUGAAAGGGGCUACUUCCCUUAAGUUUCUCUCGUUGAUGGUGAUUGGAGUUUGUUGUUGUUGGUUGGGUAUCUUCAUCACCUCUGUCUUCUCUAUAUUCACUUGAAGUCCCGUCUUCGCUGCCCUGCCUCUUCUGUCAACUUGUUAGUUUUCGCCUGUAGAUCUUCAAGUUUGUGUGAUAUCAGACACAAGUCAUCGGCAAAAUCCAGAUCUUCUAGGUCCUUUUCCCCGGUCCAGCGUAUCCCCCUCUUCUCGCUCCUCACAGUUUGUUGCAUGAUCCAGUCGACCACAAUCAGGAAUAUCAUGGAUGAUAGUAGAUAGCCUUGUUUUACUCUUGUCUUCACUUCAAAAGGUACCACUGAGCUUCCCGUUUUGAAUUACUUGGCAUGUGGCGUCCUCAUAUAGUUGUUGAAUGAGGUUAAUUAGGGUUUGUGGCACCAAAACCGUAAUGUUGAAGCAACUGCCAAAUUACUUUUUGGUCGACGCUGUCAAAGGCCUUUUCAAAGUCGAUGAAGUUGAGGUAAAGUAAAGAGUUGACUACCAUUCUAUACUUUGUUCUAUGAUGAUGCGAAGCGUUGCAAUUCGGUCCGCAUAUGAUUUGUACUUCCUGAAUCCAGCCUACUUUAGUCUCUCCAGGAUGAUGCGGCCUAGUAUUUUGCUUGGGGUAGACAGGAGCAUGAUUCCGCGCCAGUUUUUGGGAACACUUGGGUCACCCUUCCUUGGGAGUUUGACAAGGUAGCCCUUCUUCCAAUCAACCAGCAGGUACCUUCCCUUCCUUCCACACCUUCUGCAAUAGUGGUGUGAGCAUGUCCGCUGUUUUCUCUGCAUCUGUCCUCAGUGCUCCUGGCGAGAUUCCAUCUGGUCCUGCUGCUUUCUCGCAUUUCAGUAGCUUUAUGGCGCUCAGGACUUCGACUUUUGUUGGAGGAUUUGUGUUCACUUGCAGUUCUGUGGCUACAGGUGAUAUUUCUGGACGAAGUGCAGGUGGUGGUCGAUUCCAGAGCUUCUUGAUGUGGUCAACCAUUCGAGAUAUUUGACUUUAACUAUGUAUGUUACAAGUUUAAAUUUUGCUCCGCAUACGGAGGCUCGUAGUGACCAGACUAAAACUUGGCAUCAGUGCAUGAAGUCUUUAACUGCUCUUUUGAGCCAUGUAGGGCUAUGCAGACUAUCCGGUUGGGGUCUACGGGACAAUGGAAACUAGUAGUUGGUGACUCAGAACCCUUGUCAGUGGCGCAGAUGUAUGUACGCAUUCUCCUCAUCUUAGUCGCUAUACUUAAUCUCAUCAUUUUCUCCUUGCACCUCUCUCUCUUUUACUACUUUCUAUGUCUUUUGACCGAGUUUUUUUCAAUCUUCCAUUUUACUGUCUUGUUACUUGAUGUGCUCAUAUGAGCUGUUGGAACUUGGACCGCUGUAUUGUAUUUAUGCUACUCUGAAAUGUAAAACCUUGAACUCGCUUUCAUUUAUAUGAGGAUCUGCGUUGAUCUGUCUGCUCGUUUAACUCUGCUGCAGGUAACUUUGCCUGUCGAUGUAAGCGGUAGCUCAGUAUGAGUAACGAAGCUGCGCACUGAAUUAUUGAACAGGUUAUUCGUAAUAGUGCCCUGAAACUGAGUAACAAUAGGAAUUUCUGUCAUUGGUUUCUAAUUUCCACUUGGGAAUAUCAUAUCCCACAUCAUGCAGCAUCUGUAAUGCUCCCUAGGGUUUCAAAGGUGUCUUUGAUCAUCCUGAAAAACCAAUAGUUUACGUCUUUGACUCAUAUGUAUUUAGUUAGACAGUAAGAAAAACCUACUACGUAAUUUUAUGGUAGCAGAUGACCAAUCCAAGUUAAGAGUUCAUUUAUUCUGCCAAGGUCCUGAAGUACAUGUGUACCACAGGUCUAAAAUCAGAUUUUAGUGAUGAUUCUACUUCCGCAUCAAGUAUCUACCUUCGAUCCCCAAUUUUUGUACGACAACGUAUCGCAAUAGUUCUGAAAAAGCUAACUCUACAUGUCUUAUGAUAUUGCUUAGGAAUAUUGCUUCACAUCGUUAAAAUUAUUCUUCCCGUUUCAUGUUUCAUGUUGUGGUAUUUUCUAUGUUGACUUUAUUUCGCUAAUCUGCAGUAUUUCUUGCUCUACAUUUACAGCAAAUUGAUUGAAGUACUUUGAAGUCAUCGUUUAUAGGGUGCCACGUUUUUCAAAAUACCUGUGCUGUGCUUUUUGAUUCAGCACUGAACAUUCUUAUAAUGCCCCAUAAAAAGCAAAAACGAAAACAUAAGAAAUCAAGCAGUGACUCUUCUUCUUCAGAUAGUAAUUAUGAGUGGGAACAAUCCAGUACAAAUUUACCAGAAACACCUUCUGAGAAAAGUACAAUACAGGAGAAUAGCUGGAUCACUAAUAUUAACUCUAUGGACAGCUUCUUCGAUACAUUUACCUCAAAGUCAAGAGGGAAUAAAAUGAAUAAAGUCAAUCAGAAUAACUCCGCAAUGAAUGAGCUUAAUCCUUACUUGAAAGAUGGUGGGAGUGGUUUACCAAUUAAUGAACCUUCUUCUAAAUCCAUACUAACAAAGGAAAAUCAAUCGUGGCUAUACAAGUCGUUUAGUCGUUGUGUUGAAACAUCUGAAGAGACUGGUGUUAGCUUAAGGGAAGUACUACUCCAGCGUUGGGAUGCAAUUACGGUGAAUGAUAUGUUAAAGAUAUUCGGUGACAGACAUAGUCAUGGCAAAUGUUCCAGAUUACAAUAUAUCUCUCGUGCAUCAGAUGCAAAACCACGUUGGCUUAAAUCUCAGUCUACUAAUCCAUCACCACCUUCAUCUUCUAAUUCGCUUAGAGAUCAUUCACCUAAACAUUUUGAAUCACUAACCAGAAAACGAGAAGAAACGACUCAGUCAGUAGUCAAUACUGCCAAUGAUGGUCAACAAGCGUUUGAAGAACGUUUAGUUACGAAUGAUGAUAUAAACUCAAUGGCUGCAAAAGUGAUGCGUGCAGAAUUGGAGUCAAAUUCUGCCAAAGUACAGAAAUUAAAGGCAAAUUUAGAUAAGUUGCGUGAAGCUAUGCAUCGUGGUAUAAAAGUAAGACUUCAUACAAUAAAAAAGAAGGCAGCCAGCAAUCUACUACAAAAUAGUCAGCCGAGAGUCAUUGAAUUAACACGCUUGAAUGAUCGAGGUGUUGAGAUGCCAGUGCAUAUAAGAAAUCUUCCUGGGACUUCACAAGGUGAUGGUAAAAGGUCACAACGUUUUAAAACUCAUGAUUCAUCUGGACAAAGAAUAGCUUUUUUCUCGGAAGAUAAUGCAGAUCAAGGAGUCUCUGAUAUGAUUCGUGAUGAACGUUUACGUUCAGCUGGUGACAUGGAUAUUGAAUUUUCAAAACUUGCUGGAAAACACGUAGAAGAUGAAUAUGGAGAUGCUUUUGUUAAAAAACGCGUGCAUGCCGAAAAAGAGGCAAUGAAAUGCAAACAAGACGCUGUAUCAUCCUAUAAAAGAAGAGUGUUUGCUGAGUCAAAAUGUUCUACUUGUCUGGAACGUGUACCCAAAUACCUAGUUGUCAGUCUUGGAGAGAAGGUGUUUUUAUCUUUACCUUCACAUAUAAGUAUGGUACCUGGUUAUUGUUUGCUCACCCCAUAUGAGCAUACUGGAUCAAUUACUCGAUUGGAUGAAGAUGCUAUAAAAGAGAUUCGAAAUUUCAAAUGUCAGCUGACCGCUAUGUUUGAUAAGCAUUACAAUGAGUCAGGUUGUGUUUUCAUUGAAACGGCUAUGAAAUCUGAUGUAAUUCGGUAUCAUACACAAGUGGAAUGCAUUCCUGUUCCAAGGCAUCUUUAUACUUCAUUACCUGCUUACUUUAAGAAGGCCCUAAGUGAAAUUGGCUCAGAAUGGGAUCAAAAUCGUCGUCUGAUAACACUAAAACCAGGUGGAACUGGAGCAUAUGGUGCAAUUCCUCCGAAAUUCGCUUAUUUGGCUGUGGAAUUUGGUACUACUAAUGGGGGUUUCGCUCGAAUCCUGGAUGAAGAACAUGAGAUAUCUUCAUAUACUGGUCGGGAAAUUAUAGCUGGUGCUUUAGAUAAAGAACCCCGUCUGUGGCGAAAACCUAAACCUGAAAAUUUUGACCAUUUACGCGAAAAGGUAGUCGCUUUCGAAUCUAGGUGGCAUUCGUACGAUAAAUGGCGAGAGAAUAAUCCUAGCAACUCUUCAAAUAAUGUAAAAAGCAACCAUGAAGAAUUUCCAUUGGACAAUGAACCUGAAGGUCCAGUUCUACCACCGGGAUAUUAGUUCCUGUGACCUAUAUAUAUAUAUAUAUAUAUAUAUA
Messenger RNA from Heterobilharzia americana, 7344 nucleotides. The record is from the annotation of a GenBank genome assembly. Lineage: Eukaryota; Metazoa; Platyhelminthes; Trematoda; Strigeidida; Schistosomatidae.